CUUCAACUAGUUUUAACAAUCUCUGUUCUUUCUUUCACCUCCGUCUUCGCCUCCCCUCCCGCUAUCCUUUUCUUAUUUUCUUUUUCUCCAGCGGGUCCGGGACUCCUUUACUUCAUUCUUUUCUCCGAUUCUUCUGUCUUAUUUGACCGGCAAUGUUCGUACGACCCACUUUGAUCUUGGCUUCUGUGACUCUGGCGCUGGCGGCGGUGGUUCCGAAGAAGCGUGCGACUGUCUGCAACGGACACGCUGAGCUGUGCGACCGACUCUACUCAAACGUCACGUACAUCGGCGCGCACGACUCCUUCGCGUUCAGCAAAGAUCCCCUUGCCCUUGCGCGCGACCAAGAGAUCGACAUCCCGUCGCAACUCGCGCUGGGCGUGCGACUUCUACAAGCUCAAUCGCACAUCGACAACGGCGUCCUCAAGUUCUGCCACACCUCUUGCACGCUGUUCGACGGGGGCUCCGUGCAGGACUACCUCACGAAAGUCAAGACCUUCCUCGACGCGAACCCGAACGAAGUGCUCACGCUCAUAUUCACGAACCCCGACGGCGCAGAUCUGCAAACUCAGUGGAAGCCCGCAUUCGAUAACGCGGGCAUCUCGGAUCUCGCGUUCGUGCCGCCAUCGCUGCCCGUCAAGCAAGCCGACUGGCCGACGCUCGGGCAGAUGAUCGAUUCGGGCAAACGCGUGGUGGUGUUCCUGGACGCGGGCGCCGACGGCGCGAACCCCGUCGACUUCAUCCUCCCGGAGUUCCCGAUGAUCUGGGAGACGCCGUUCUCCGUCACGGACAAGACGUUCCCGUGCUCCAUAGACAGGAUCGCGGGCCCGCUGGGCGCGGCGGACCACAUGUACAUGAUCAACCACUCGUUCAACGUGAAUAUCCUGCCGUUUGGGGGUGGGGUCAUCGUCAGCGACCCGCUCGACGCCCCGACGACGAAUAGUGUUGAUUCUAUCCUCGCGAACGCUGCUGGAUGCAACGCCCUGGGCUCUGGACGAGCCCCCAACUUUGUGCUGCUCGAUUUCGUCAAUCUCGGGCAAGGGUUUGCGGCCGCAGACAAGUUGAACGGUCUUGCUUGAAGCUGGGUUGGAGCGUCGUCAUUAUUACUUGGGCAGUUUCGCUUUGCAUAAUGGGUAUAUCAGUUCAGUUGGUAGUAACUCUCGCGGUCACGGAGGUACAGCACCUUCCAGCAAGUGGUACUUACCUGAAUGGUCUGAGUUGCCAGUGGAACGUUUGUCACUGUCACUCUCGCUCGCCUUCCGGGAUUUCAAAUAAGUCGUCACGGGACAAAGGGGUCACUGGUCAAUAAACGACGCGUCGCGUGUCUCGACUUGAUCUCUCUUCAUCUCCCCCAUGAAUCAAGACGACUCCAUUGCAAUUCUAUUUUCCUUUUACGACUAUGGCCCCAUUCAACCUAACACCGACGAGUUCGAGCAACCGAAACGCAUGCGAUUCUGGGAUGGGCCUAUCCGCGCAUUUCUUCGAGACCAGGGGGCUACAUGAUGAAUGAUUUCUGCUUGUUGGAAGAUGAAGUAAUCGACUCGAUCGGAUGCUACAUGUUUCCCGAGACGCCUUGUGCUACAGCGAGGCCCCAGGAUCCCCGCUUUGCGUCUAUGGAAUCAUCCCCAGCGGAGGCUUGGAGGGUGUUGUACACAAAGCCUUUACAGGCACAUACCGAUGGUAGACACGUCUUUGCUCAGGAAACCGAGCAUCCGGAGAACCAUGUCGCCAUCAAGCUCAUUCGGCACGACAGCCCCGAGCACCACAUUAUGAAGCUUUUGCAAGAAGAGGCAGAGGGGAAACCUAUUCGCGGCCUAGUUCCCGUUCUCAAGCUUCUACCGUUUGGUGGGCAUUGGCUUGCGGUCAUGCCGCGGUGGAGCGGCAAUGUUGACAGUCUACGACCCCGGACUACCGGGCAGGUGCCGGACCGAUUUGAAGAUGCGCUUUCUGGCUUGGCCUACCUGCAUGAGCGGAGAAUCGUCCAUAAGCGAUAUGCUGGUCAACCAUGUUCCCAUCCGGGUCGAACUGUUAGAGGAAAUGUCCAAUCCUAUACGUCUGCAGUUGAGGGAACAAGGGCGGCUGAAUUUGGCUCUGUUCGACUAUAAUCUCUCGCUUGUCUUCCCGAGAGUUGGCGCUCGCACGCUCGUCUUUUGAGGAUCAUUGGAUCGGUCAGUGGAAAACAGACUCCGAUAUCGCUCAGGAUGACUAUCAAUACAGCCCUUUUGCUCUGGACGUUGUGCGCAUGGCAGACUACAUGGGUGGAUGCAUCUAGCAUCUGACACCCAUCGCCCCAUCCUCGCGCCUGCAACCGAUGGCAUGGUCCACUUGCAUGCGCCAUCCAGCUUGACUGCAGCAGGGGCCUUGCCAUCUCCUUACGGGAUCUCAGACGAGAGUACGAUCCUGCCAUGGCACAUCUUUCUGCACCCACCAUUGAGGAGAUGAGUUGCGGAUAUCUGUCUCUGCGGGAUUGUGACCGGUGGAAAGGACUGCCCGAGGACUUCAUCCUGCGUUGGAGACAUCUGCGCAUGCCACCGAUCCCACCUCAUAGCCGGCUGCUCCGCUUCCUCUGCUCGUUUGAACCUAUCUGUAAAGUUAUUCAGGCGGUCCGCCGCGCAGCAGAUGGUCUGUUUGGCACAGCAUAUAUAUAUCUAUGUCGACCAUAGACAUCGUGUGAAACACGUGCUUUUCACAUGACCGCGUGUAAUGGCGUUGUACUUGGUACUUAACUUAUAUCUGCUCACUUCUCCCUCUCUUCUCAUAAAAGCACAGUUCUGUUUAUGUUUCCAUGCUACAAUGCCCAUUUCAUGCUUUCUUUCGCC
Mycena citricolor is the source of this 2816-nucleotide messenger RNA. NCBI's taxonomy places the organism in Eukaryota, Fungi, Basidiomycota, Agaricomycetes, Agaricales, Mycenaceae. The record is from the annotation of a GenBank genome assembly.